ACAAAUUUCAUUUAUAAAACAUCAUCAAAACUGUGGAAAAUUUAUUGUGCAAUUUAAAUUCAAGUUGGUGGAAAGAUGGACAACUCCAUAACCCCAGAACCGCACUUUGUGCCCGGAUAUACCGGUCACUGCGCCGGCGAUCGCUAUCGAGUGGGUCGCACUUAUGGCCGGCAGUCGCACAACCUGCUCAUCGAUCCCUGUGUCUACCAUGCCCCUGAACUGAUUGUGGCCCCCAUUCACACCAAGGGCGGCCUCAAAGACUAUCCCACGCCGCAUGAACUCAAGGUGCUGCGUACGAGAGAGGACCUGGUGGACUCCGUGUACAGGCACCCCAUCCUGCCGGGUUAUGCUGGUUUUGUCCCAAAUAUAGUGAGACAGACCGGCAAGCGUUAUCUGGCAGCAGCAUCCGCGGGAGUUUCCGACCACGAGACCCUUAUGGAGCUUUACCGCUGCGAGAAUCGAAACUUGCGACACAGAGAUCUGCUAGAGAGCGGAAAGGGCCUAUUCGACCGGAAGAUAAACGAGCGGUUGCUGCCCAAAGCCUAUUACCGGUCACCAUUGAUCCCGGUCACCGGCGUUUCCCAAGGCCUUAAGGACGAGGUCUGUCCCCCGAAAACGGAGAAACUCACCUACAGCAAGUUCACGUCGCCCCAUUACCUGGAAGACGAGGAUAACGACAAGUACAUCAUCAACGGCUACGCAGGCCACAUUCCCAUGUCGGUGACCCGGUUUGGGGAAUCCAACCAGGUGCUCACCCACCGGGCGCUAUGCAGCUUCUCGGAUUACAUGUACAAGAAGAAGAGGGACUCGUGGUGCUGCGGCCAGGAUCUCAGCCGACCGGCUAUCUCCUGUCCGCCGGUGGGUCACUUUGUCGUCUAUCACACCACGGAUGGCAUGGUGCCCAAUUACGCUGGACAUGUUCCCGGCGAAAUGUACAAGUUUGGACGCACCUACGGCAAGACCACGUACGACGCCAAGCGCUGGCUGGAGGUGCACAAGGGUCUCACGGUACUACCGGAGGUGGCCAACUUGAAUUAUACUUACUGACAUAAUAGACUAGAUUCUGUAGUACUGAUUUUAAAUAUUCUGAGUGUAUAAUAAAUUUGCUGUAUAGAUAUUUAAAAAUAA
Messenger RNA from Drosophila kikkawai, 1128 nucleotides. RefSeq names its product CIMIP2 protein CG18335. The record is from RefSeq and is a predicted model, not a curated record. Lineage: Eukaryota; Metazoa; Arthropoda; Insecta; Diptera; Drosophilidae.